Messenger RNA from Xylaria bambusicola, 1083 nucleotides. RefSeq lists its product as uncharacterized. Lineage: Eukaryota; Fungi; Ascomycota; Sordariomycetes; Xylariales; Xylariaceae. The record is from RefSeq and is a predicted model, not a curated record. The transcript is spliced from 3 exons. Bases 1 to 1083 code for a protein of 360 amino acids.
AUGAUUUGGCUUCAGCUUCCUCUCUUAUAUUUUCUCGGUUGCAUUAGCAUCGUCGCUGGAGCUCACGCCGAGGAGUAUCGCAACAUAGCAGAGAACAAGAUUUAUGUGCCACGAAGAGCGCAUCUAAUUCAGAGGCAGUCAAACGCGACAAGCUUCUCGCAGUCACCUUCCCUAUCCAUAUCAACUUCAUCUCUUCCAAGCUCAUCGUUCACUCCGAGUUCAUCUUUCCCGUCUACUUCCUCUGUAACCCAGUCAACCUCAUCCCCAGCUCAAGAAUCUUCGUCCCAAAGCUCAGUGCCUCCAUCCUCUACACCACCAACGUCAUCAACUACCUCCGAAGGUUUGCCGCCGUUGACUACUUUUCCGCCGCCAACGAGUGUUUCGACAUCGACUGUGUCCGUCACUACUGCCACUCAUACCAAUGUCGACGGGACUGAAGUGCCAAUCCUUUUUGGAUGUUUCUUUUGCCCUGCUGGACUAGCAGGAUUGCUACUAUUUGGUAUCCCAGAUGUUCCGGGCGUCUAUCCACCACCUCUUACCCCGCCGUUCCCGGGGUUUCCACCUGUGACGAUCGGUAGCGACGGGGUUCCGACAGUAGAUCCAGAGGAUUCAUCAACAACAACAGAUGAGCCAUCCUCUACUACCACAGCCUCAAGCGAUUCCUCGUCUUCGGCAACCUCAUCUACUAGUUCAAGUACGCCAACAUCAACAAUGGUGGCUGUAACGUGGGAGCAAUGGUCUAGCACGGAAGAAAGUACUAGCGAUGAUGAUGCAGCAGCGGAUUUUGCACAAUCGCAGAUCAACUCUGCUUUUGGCGUUAGCACCACCUCGACAUCAUCAAACCCAGUAUCAACGACAUCGUCAUCGGCGAUUAGCACACCAUCUGAAGCUAGCUCGACUUCUCAACCUGCCACUACUGACAGUGGAACGCCGUCGCCUUCAACGUCAGUAUCCGCAUCACCUUCGUCAUCAGAAGCGUCGCCGACGAGUACCCAGCCUCCCACAACCUCCGCACCAGCAGGGGAUCCUGGCUGUAUGACCGUCACGGAUUCAAUGGGGGGUACUUUCACAGCAUGUUCAUGA